AUGCUAUAUCCACUGGAACUGCCAAGAGCCCGUCGUCCACUUUACAGGGAUUACGGCGGCAAAUCGGGGCUCAUCCAGACGCAGCGGGACGCGAGGAAGAACAGUCGAUUGGGAAAACUAUGGCACUUCAUGCUGCCAUAUCUCAAGGAUUACGCAGCGGAGUCCUCCGUGCACGGCAUACGAUAUCUGGCCGAUCCGAAGAUGAGAAACUAUUUGAACAUCAGGGUGAUUUGGCUGCUGAUUCUGCUGACCACCAGCAUAGGUGCCAUCGUGGUUUAUGUGGACCUCAACGAACUUUAUCAAACGGUGCGCAUACAGACCACCAUUAAGAACACGAUGCUCCCGAUAUUCCGCAUACCAUUCCCCUCGAUUGGUCUCUGUCCGAGGAACCGCCUGAACUGGAAAAUACUGGAGACCGAGGCAGUUGAUCACUUCCUGGGAGCCAACGUUUCUGCUGCCCAAAAGGACCUCUUCGUAAAGUUCUUCACUGCGGCAGGCGAUCCACACUUGUCGCGCCUCAAUGAAAUGUCCAACUUCUUUGGGAACAAAACUCUGACUGAUGAGCUUCACAUGCUAGAUCAUCUCGACCUUCGCGAGGUCUACAAAUUCAUUCAGUUUAGGUGCCAGGACCUCUUUCACACCUGCCGCUGGCGGGGAAACCCAGUGAACUGCUGCGAAGUUAUUGAAUAUCAGUUCACAGAAGCCGGAUUGUGUUUUGUCUUCAACACGGAAAUCAGUCCGGCAUCGCGACAAAAAGCUAGGGAAGACAAAUAUUACCCGCUCCGCACCCCGCAUUAUGGCGAGGGCUCCGGCCUGGAUCUCUUUCUGCGGCUCAACAGAUCCUUCAUUCGACCUGGAAAGCGGGGCAUCAAUGUGAUGAUCAAGCAGCCGCAGCAGUGGAGCGACGUGGUGCGCCACGUGCCACAUGAGGCGCACACCAGGAUUAGCAUAACACCCCGUUUCACAGUCACGGAUGAACGAACCCGGACGGUGACUCCGGAGAUCAGAAGAUGUAUCUUUGGCGAUGAGGUCGACAAUCCGCACUACAAGAAUUUUCCAGACUUUGAGUACUGGGUGGGAAACUGCCGGAGCAGGUGCCAUCAGGAGCAUGUCCUCAAUCUGUGCAAGUGCUCUCCCUCGAUCUUUUUUCCCAUCUCAGAUAAAGAUAACUUUACUGCAUGCAAAGCCUCAGACUUCAAGUGUCUAUACGACAACAGAUUUACCUUUAGCAUUGAACGGCAUCCCGAGGAGGACGAUUUUGUUAAAAAUCCUUUUAAGGAAAGCAUGAUCUGCGACUGCUUCACCAGCUGCAGUCAGCUGGUUUUCGACCGGGUUUUCACUACUACCACGCUUGAUAAUAAUGAAACGGACACAGAGGCGGGCACAAUGCGCUUAGAUAUUUUCUACCAAUCCGGUUGGUUUAUCCAAUACCAAACCAACAUGAGAUUUACCUUUGUGGAACUACUAGCUAGCUUUGGUGGCAUAAUCGGACUGUUUUUGGGAGCCUCCUUACUGAGUGCCUUUGAGUUGGCCUACUACUUCUCCAUCGGCCUCUAUUUGUACAUUCAUGGCAAGAGAAAGUUAAGAAAACCAGAACCCGGCGUAUUAACUAUUCAAUUUGGCCAGAGAAAAAUAACACCAAUUAAAUUUUGA
Messenger RNA from Drosophila melanogaster (fruit fly), 1653 nucleotides. RefSeq names its product pickpocket 21 (gene ppk21). Gene Ontology annotation, cellular component: membrane. The transcript has 7 exons. Lineage: Eukaryota; Metazoa; Arthropoda; Insecta; Diptera; Drosophilidae. The record is from RefSeq and is marked reviewed. Gene Ontology annotation, molecular function: sodium channel activity. Gene Ontology annotation, biological process: sodium ion transmembrane transport; sodium ion transport. Bases 1 to 1653 code for a protein of 550 amino acids.